GAUUACAAGUAUAAAAUUCCCUUUAAACAGACAAUGAAGGUGAUCAAGCAAUAAAGAAUAAAUCAAGCGACAUAAUAAAUAACCAUAACAAUAAGGGUAUUUUCAUUUUUACCACCUUCAAAUAAUGACUUUGUCGAAUUUACCACCUCAAAAAAAAAACAUUUACUUUACCACCUCAUAAAAAAAUUAAACAUCAGUUUUACCACCUCAUCUGAGCUCAGGUGACGGAAAACGCUUGUGGGGCCCAGUUAACUGUCACUUCCCUCCAAUUUAAUUCUUUUAAAAUCGAUUUCUCUCUGUCUCCUCCUUUUCUCACCUUCCACCUUCCAUAAUCAAUGUCUCACCAAAUUUCUCACUUCCUCAUCAAUUUUCGUCUCUCUUUCCUUUGAUUUUUCUUGAUUCUCACUGUAACUGCUUCUCUCUCCUUUGAAUUUUCUCUUUCUCUCUGUAAAAACUGGAACCCUAGAUCAAUUUGGGUGGUUGAAAUCGAGCUGGAACCACAAAAUUGCAACACAUCAGCUUCUCUUGUCAUCUUCCACAGGGUGAGGGGACCAAAAGCUUGGUAAUUUGCUGACAGAAAUCGAGAUUCCUGACUACAAGAGAAUGGACACAGUGGACUUAAAAAUUACAGUAGGGGGUGCCUUUAUACCUUCUUUAGCUGGUAAAAAUAGGAGGGUGUUAACUUGGGAUGGUGGGUGGGUUUAUUGGAUGAGAAAGGUGGAAAAAAAUAAGAUAGAUGUACACUUUUUGAGGCAAGCAGCUACACAUGGGUUUGUGUAUGUGAAUGUGAAGGUUCCUAGGGGGUUUAGUUGCUGGUAUAAACAAAAGGGCAAGUCUUGGGUGAAUGGUAAAAGGGAGCUUGUUGAUGGUGAGGUGAAUGGUUUCCUAGAGUCGGUGAACAAAGAGGGGGCAUGUGAGAUGUAUGUUACCAGUCAUGAGCCAAUUGAAGGGACUAACAAAACACCCUUCAAAUGUAUAUCUGGGAAUGAGCUAACCCCUGCACAAAGGAAGGAACUGAAAAAGAGGUUUGGUGGGCCUAAAGUAUACAAACCCAGCCCAGAACUUAGUAAGCCCACUGAAGAAGAGCCAUUUAGGAGAAGCCCUAGGUUAAAAGGCAUUGUUAUACAUGACAGAGAGGCUGAGGAGAGGCUUCCUAGGGCAGAGAAAGUGAAUGCUAAUACACAUAAAGGGAAGGGUAAACUCACUGCUGCAGAUAAGGGUAAGGCUAAGGUUGGGGAUGAGACUGGAAAUUUUGCUAAUUUAGUGAGAAAAAUAAAAGAAAGAGUGAGGAGCUUAAGGGAUGACAGUGAUGUGUCUAUGUUGUGUUGAAUGGUUGUCAUGUGUGUGGUUGUAUCAGUUUGAGUUUGAAGUUGCUAUGGAAAGUAUCAAUUUUUUGGAUGAAGAAGCAUACCAGUGGUUGUCAAACAUUGACCCCCAGCACUGGUCAAGGCAUGCUUUCUCUACAAACUGCAAG
This is a messenger RNA of Chenopodium quinoa (quinoa), 1474 nucleotides long. RefSeq lists its product as uncharacterized. The coding region runs from base 604 to 1329 and encodes 241 amino acids. The record is from RefSeq and is a predicted model, not a curated record. Lineage: Eukaryota; Viridiplantae; Streptophyta; Magnoliopsida; Caryophyllales; Amaranthaceae. The transcript is spliced from 2 exons.